AUGCACCUCGGCAGAGGCUGGACCGGCUUCGAGCUCGACGAAAAGAUCCCCGUCGAUGUGAUCCGCCUUCGUGUGAAGACCGACCGCCGUGACGAGAUCCUGGACCUCAAUCCAGAAGCGAUCCAGCACGAGCUCAGUGAUCUGCUCCCGGACACGGACUACGAGUUCCACCUGCGGCUUGAGAGCCAAGCCGGUGCAGGCGGCAGCGUCUCCUGCUCCUGCCGGACCAAUGCGCGCUGCUCCGCGCCUCUGGGGCUCUCGAGCGCCGGGGCCUCCACGACCUACGUGGACUUGCAGUGGAAGCCGCCUCAGGCCCUCGGCGCCAAGGGCCCCCGAUUGCAUCACUGUCAUACCGGUGGCAGCCCGGAGCUCGGACUCGGCUCCGUCACGCCCCCAAGCGCGAGCCGCUCCAAGCCGAGGUUGCAGUGCGAAGAACGGGAUGCAAAGAGCCUCAAACGGAGAGCUAAGAGCCUCCAAGGCUACGAAGCGCAGCUCUCUGUCGCAGAGGAGGCGAGCGACAAGAGGAGCCGGAGUCUGUCAAAGAGCUCGGAUCCCAAGAACGGAGCUUCCGUCUCUCGUCAUUCCUCGGCAGUGGUCGACUUGCCGGUGAGCAGAACCGACCUCUGUAGGCGCUGUCGCUGGGAGAUGGGGGGCUCGAACCUGCGCUCCCAGUCCUCCGAGCACCUCACGGGCCGCCUGGGCGGACUGCGCCCAGACACCCUCUACUCGCUGGAGAUGUUCUGUGCCGUGAACUCCAUGGGUGCCGGCACAGCAGCGAGAGAGCUACAAUUCUGGACCAUGCCUCUGAACCCAAUCAUCGAUAGCCGAGCCCUUAGGCCCGCAGAGUAG
Symbiodinium sp. CCMP2456 is the source of this 849-nucleotide messenger RNA. The record is from the annotation of a GenBank genome assembly. Lineage: Eukaryota; Dinophyceae; Suessiales; Symbiodiniaceae.